ACUGAUAAAAGUGAAUUCUCUCACCGUUGAGUACUUAAUGUUUAUUCAACCUUUAUUGCUUGUAAAGAUUUUUGUGUUUAGACGUUACUGAUUAAACUGUUUGGAUAUUCAAAAUAUUAAUUCUACAGGAAAUAAUAAGUGAUUUGGAGGAACUAGAAGGUUUUACAUUAUGCCGGUGUAUGAAUGUAGUCGAUAUUCAGCACGCAGAGGAUUUCCUAUGGCGCAGAAUCUCCUUCGGCUAAAUCGUCAAGAUGUCCGUAGCGGAUCUAUACACGGUAUCUGCUGGUUACAUUCAGUUAAAUUAGUUCGAUAAAUUUCCGAGAAACAAUCGUGUUCUUGUUAGUCUUCUUGUGAGACCAGUAUCAAGUAAGGAUACGUUAUUUUUUGAUUUUGGAUUUCGGCAACACUUACUCGAAUCAUAAUUCCUUGGCAUCUCAUAACAACCUAUCUGUUUGAAAUAAGAGGUAUUUUUAAAAUAAAAAAAAUCCAUAUAGUUUAUCAAUGGAAGACUCGAGCAGUGACAGUGAUAAAAAUACAUCUUUGUAAUAAAAUGACAGUUUGAUUUUCUGUUAUUCUCUGUCAAAAUUUGGAAUUAAUUUUUCAGUGGGAUGUUUCUCGAUUCGGGAUGUUGGGAAUUGAUAAGGAAAAAUUCGUACAUUCCAUAUCGAUAUUUAUUCGGUUGGAUUUGUUUCGAAAAUUCCGGUAGAUUUUACAAAUAAAUUAUUGUACAGUGUUCUUCGUACCUAUAAAAACGAGUAUAAAAAGAGUGAGUUCAGGCGAAGAUUAUUUAGGAGUGAAAAAAAUACGUUGGCAGAUCUGGCAAUGAUGCUCACCACCAAAAGAGUGUUGUUCUCUCGGAUGCUGCUAUUUAUAUUUACAGAUGGGAUCUCCCGUUUCCGAAAUGAUCACAUUCCUAGUUUGGAGCUAUUGGUAUCUAUGGGCUGCAGUCCUUAUUGCUUUGAUCAUCGCUGCAGGCUGUGGAUGUUGGCUAUGGAGACGCUGUAGAAGAAAUCCCGCAGAAGAAAGACAUCCGUCAGAUAUGGCCUCUGCAGGAUCACGUUACCCACCUCCACAUUACAGCCGAUGCAGUUCCUUCUUGCAGACACUUCCGCCCCCUUAUAACGAGGUCACAGCCAAACCUGACCUUUAUCCUUUGGUCAUCGGCUACGACGAAGGAGUUGGCAAAAGAACAUCCGGCUUUGUCAUGCGUUACUUCCGCUCACUGUCUCACGCAAGCACCCUGGACUCUUUGAGCUCCAGUUUCAUGUGCAACGUCGUCAACGAGGCUAACACAAUAAUACCUCCACCAUAUUCCUGCAACAACAGUGUAGAUGAGCUUUCUGAAAGGCCUGAAAAUUUAAAUGACGGUUCAAUAGCAUCUUUAACGAAUCACAGAACGACCUCAGAUAUUUCCAGUCUCGCUGCACAGUCGCCAUGCUCUCCACCAAGAGCUACAAGUCCCACGAUAGAGCUACGUGAACUACUGGACAAAAUCCAACAGUUUCCUCAGAACAGACUACAAGUACUCUAUUCGUUAAAUAGUAACACUCCAAGUCAGCAGCCCUUAAGUCCUGAAGAGCCAUCCUUCAGGAGCCGAAGGACACGUGGUAAGAUGUACAUGCCUCUUGGCUUGCCAAUUUCAUCAAGAAACAAGCCAAAGAGGUGGUUGUCCAGGUCGGCACCAACAACUCCAUCAGGAACAACUACACCACCGACUCUAUUACCAGGACAGAGUCGAAGACCUUCUGAGACCGAUGCUUGUAAUCAGCAAGUGGUGCCAUUGUUAUCAGAGCAGGAUGAGACGGAGAAUGCGUGUCCUUUGUUAUCAGAGCACGACGAGGAAGCACAUACAUGACGCGAUGAAUAAAGUGGACUUUUUGUUUUGGAUGGUAAUAAGAGAGUAUCCAAUCUUAGAGUGAUCAAAGUACUCCAGGAUCGUUAAGUCCUUAGUCGGCUAGAUCAUAACCAGGAUGUGGAGUGAUUGAUUCUCUUUUUUUUCCAAUUCUUCAUGAUUGGGAUCCUGACUUAAGGACGUGAAACUUAUGAAUGGAUAUAAUAUAGAUCGACCUAUGUGCGUUUUGUGACUCAGUCAUCCGAUAAGCAAGAUCAACAUAGUGAAGAUUGUCAGGAAUUAAGGAUGACGAGUAUUGUCUAUUGAUAAUAUGAUAAUGUAUGUUACGCGAAGAUACCUGUAAACAAUACUCAAUACUUUAAUCCAGGUAUACACACGUCAGCCAGAUCGAAUUUGUUCAUUUACUGAACACGUCGGUGCAUCUGUCGCUCUUAAGAAUGAUAAGGAUUGUUCUAAAGAAAUUGACAAAAUGUCGGUUGUACACAAAAAUUUGUACAAUGCACAAGAUAUAACGCAGAAUCGUAUCCUAGUAUUAGUUACAUAUAUUACACCAUAGUACACUUAUAGAACGUACAGUAUCUAUGCAAGAAAUAUUAGGCCUAUAAUGCAAUAAUACAGAAGAUAGUUUACUAUAGAAUUCUUAAGGUCAUUAUAAAGACGGUAAUUAACUUCUGCGUUAUAAUUAAUGUGAAUUACACAAAUCUUUGCGUUCAGGCCUAUCAAAGUGCUCUGUCUAACUAUUAAUUUUGUCACGCAGGCGUACAGCAAAGCUACUUGCAAUUUCCAUUGUCAUAAUGGAGCUUCUUUUUCUUCUGACUGAGUCUCUCUCUUUGCUAUCUUAUGAUGUAGUUCGAGUACAAGCGCAGAGAGGUAGUAAUAUUUCAAAGUGUAUGACGCGUGCCCAUUCGUGACUGAAAAUUUAGAUUCGAUAUUCGGAUUAAGAAUUUAUCACCUUAAGACUUUAAUAGUGGGUAAGAUAUUAAAACUUUCGUACCCAAAUUAAAAUAAUUGUAAAAAAUUCAUGGUUGGUAUAUUACUCAAAAUUCGUUAUAAAGAGUUACUCAAAUUUAUUUGUGCUACGUUAUUAGAUCGCGUGACAGGAGAAAAGUUUAAUAUGUAUUGAAAGUCUGAUCAAUGUGAAUUCAUCGAAUUGGCUUCGCCGUGAUUAUUUCCAUUACAGCAAUACGAUAUCCCUCCAAACAGCCACCCAGAGAAAAGAUAAACAAUCAUGCUAAUAUGUUUAAGACAAUAUACAAUUAAGAAUUCGUUCUCUGUAUGAUAAGAACGAGUGAAAUAAGUAGUGCAGCUAUUACCAUUCAUCGUAUAUAAGCGAGUGACAUCCAUUUUAAUAAUUUCCACAAAAAUAUAUUAAUUUCCUAAUUUUCACUGAUAAAUAUUCAUAAAAUAGAAAUCUAUAAUUAUUUAUUCGUUUAUCUAUCGCUAGCGUUUAUCUUCUUGCAACCUACAAUUCUUGAGGAAUUGACAUAAUAACAUAUUCUGAUCUUAAGAAUAUAUGUAGAUUUCUUCUUGUUGACAUAACAACUUUGUGAAAACCAAUAUUACUUUAUUUAUGAAAAAUCCACUUGUUAGCUCUUGUGGAAACUUAAUUGGACACUGCGCACGAAGCUAAUUAAUUAACAAAUGUACAAUAACAAAUGAAACGAAUCUGAGUAUAGCGUGCACAAGAUUUACUGGUAUAAUAUUCCCAGACUGUUUGUAAGUGUAUGAUUGUAUCGAUAAUUAUGGAUCACUUUAAAGGAUUGUAUGCUCUAAUUAGUGAAAUUCGUCAAUCGGAUUCCGUCGACAGUAUCAGUAUAAUGAAUUGUUACGUUUUUCGGGUAGCAAUUAAGGCCUUACUUAUGUUAGAGAAUCGAUACUCAAAAAUUGUCAUAUAAACGUAUCAUUAUAUAGUUAGUCACUAUGUGUAUAAUGUCGUACUAAAAUUGGUACUGUAGUAUCAUUAUUCACGUAUACACCAUAUAUCGACAUGUAUUUUUUUAUGGAGUCUAAUAUGUGAGUAAAUCGAAGCUUUUAUCAGACGAUUAUGCAUCCAA
Molecule: messenger RNA, 3906 nt
Organism: Cephus cinctus (wheat stem sawfly)
Lineage: Eukaryota; Metazoa; Arthropoda; Insecta; Hymenoptera; Cephidae
Exons: 5
Coding region: 881-1855 (324 amino acids)
Cellular component (GO): cytoplasmic vesicle membrane
Source: RefSeq, a predicted model, not a curated record